This is a messenger RNA of Aspergillus sclerotioniger CBS 115572, 1497 nucleotides long. RefSeq lists its product as uncharacterized. Bases 1 to 1497 code for a protein of 498 amino acids. The transcript is spliced from 2 exons. Lineage: Eukaryota; Fungi; Ascomycota; Eurotiomycetes; Eurotiales; Aspergillaceae. The record is from RefSeq and is a predicted model, not a curated record.
AUGGGCUGUAGAGGUCUCUGGAACUUGCUGAUAUCAACAACUAAUCCUUCGCAGGACAAUGGUAUCGCUCCUGUUAUCACACUGGGAGAAAGCCCCCUUUCCCGGUCCCCUUCAUUCGGGUUUCGACUGGGUCUACACCGUGGAUUUGUGGCCAACAUCUUAAUUAUUACAUUCUGGGACGAAUUAGACGGCAAUUUGAUGCCGAAACCAGUCUGUCUCGAACUGGCCACUGCAUACCAAGCCACGAGUCUGUGCAUCGAUGAUCUACGCCAACGGCCGCGAUACUCACCCACAGACAAUCUCAUCUCAGCCAGUGAAUCCGAAUGUACCGGAGUGGCACCAGAACAAUUACAUAUCGACUUCGGCCCCCCCACCCCAUUGAACGAACUCCAGGCCCGCUUCUUCAUCGAUUUCAUCUUCCCAUGGCGCUAUUACAUCGACGACCCAAUGACCUGGCACUACCAAUCCCCCGUCUUCAAUUGCAUGUGUAUAGCCAUUCUACGUCUAGCAGCCUGGGAUCUAGAAAUCUCCUCAGAUCCUGACGUGGAACUUCCCAUCUCGUUCGCAUCCAUUCCCUCCUGGACGUAUCCCAAAGAAAACAUCUACUGGUUCCACGGAUAUCUCAUCAUUCUCCAUCCCAACAUCUCAUCCCCGCCCAUGCUCCGCUCCGCCCUCCUCAAGGCCCAAAACCACACCUCAACCCCAAUAUCUCAAGGCCGGAUCAUUCACUCAAUCAUCAUCUCCCCCCAUCACAUCGCCUUCUCCGAGCUCUCCCACACCACCCUGAAAUCCACUCGUCCUCUCGCCCUCCUCUCAAAUCAAUCCGCAACCCACUGCUCACCCGGCUUCCGCAUCCUCUCUCAAAUUCUAACCUCAACCUGCUGGCUCAAAUCCCCCACCCACCUCGAAUCAUGGCCCUAUCACCUCCCCCCGGAAAUCCUGCACCUCAUAAUCCAGAACCUCCCGCCACGCGAUACCAUCUCCCUCUCCCAAGCCUCCCUCACAGCCUCGAAAUGCUAUUACACCUCCCCCUCCAUCUCCCAAUUCCGGGCUCUAACCAUCCAAAACUACUCAUUACUCAUCCCCUGCUGUGGCAAUCGCACUGACCUCAACAUAACCUGCUCGAUAUGCCAUUCCUGGCACCACUCACACUCACACUCACACCCCACUUGCACUCCCCACCAAACCCAAGCACACCAACUUUCUUCUUCUUCUUCCGAUAACCAAUCCAUCCGCCCCCCCUGCAACUCAUCCCCAGACCUUACACCCGGAGGCAUCCAACGAACCAGCCGACGGAUCUGGCGCCAAGGAAGCCAAGUUCGCAUCCACGAUUGUGCCAAGGUCCUUCAGCCACGACUUUAUCAGCCUGCGCAUUUACGGCCCUCGUUGCGUGUCCGGGGAGAUUUAUCCGGAGUACCUCCUGAAUUGAUUGAUUAUACGGUACGGUUUGAUGGUGUGUUUUCGGGGUUGGCUUAUGGGUUGGAUGAUGAAGCCUAG